CCAUGUGACACUUACACACUGUACACAAGCAUUCUCACAGUCAUCACCAGGAUUUUUACACGACGGGUCAGGAGAAUGUCUCUACAGAAUAUUCGGCACAAAUUCAGAAGGUUGGUGAGGUGGAACCUCAUGGAGUUCCUCUGGUUCUCCUACUCCACUCCGUCUCCACAGAGUACCACCCAACUCAUCACCCUCCUCCUCCUCUGCCUCGCCAUCUCCGCGGGUACCGGCGCCCUGCUCUACCGCUGGCUCAGCGACCUCCUGAUGUACACCCGCCGAACCGCGCUCAUCUCCGCCGGCGUCUACGCGGCAGCCAUGUUCUUCUCCUCGCUCCUCGUUCACCCUCUCCGCUGUGUCUUCACGCUGAUGUUCCCCACGCUGGGCACCAGGCAAGGCCGCAAGCUGGUGCUGUCCGUGUGCGCCAUGAUCGUGGUGCUGGAGGUUCUGCCCAACAUCGCCGCCAACAUCGCCACCAUCACGCACCUGAUGAAGUGCACCUCGGAGAACCUCGCCCACAGCCUGCUCAACUCCUCCCAGCUCUGCAACAGCAUCAAGAGCAACAUGGUGGAGCAGGUUCGCUUCGUCAAACACGACAGCAUCUCCCUCGACCAGAAGUUCCAAACCUUCAACCACUCCACCCAAAUCAACGUCGCCGAGAUGCGAGGACGUCUCAACAACCUGAGCCGCCACGUGGAGGAGGACUUCUCCAGAGCCAAGCGCCAACUGGAGGACCUGAAGCUGCUCUCCAGCAGGGUCUUCGCCGCCGUGCUCGUCGUCUACCUGUUCGCAGAUUCCGCCGCGUACCUGAAGUCCUACCUGACGUCCGCGAGGUUCGAUAACAUCUACAUCACCGGCCUCCUCCGAAGAACCGCCGCCGAUAAGGGGAUCCCGGCGGUCGGAGCGAAGGACGUGAAGAACGGCGUGAACUCCACCGGCUUCAGGAUCACCAGACGAGAACUGAUCAGGUGUUUAGUUCCUGUCCUGAUGAUCACGCUGUACCUGCUGAUCACCAUCAUGCUGCUGAUGCUGGACCGUAUCGUGCUGUAUCUGGUGGUGACGGGACAGACCUGGCUUUCGGAAGUCCCGUCAACUAAGAUCACCAUCCAGGCCAACCUUAAGGUGAACUAUUUUAGCAGCCUCUGUGAAUUGUUUUCAUGUUCGGGCUCCAUGUUAAGGAACGACACCAAGACCUACACAGCCAUCGUUGGUUCUGAGGCAGCUCAGUGCAGCGCCCAGCCGCAUGAGCUGGAUCCGAACCACCUGGUGUUGCUGGGUCUGCUGUACCUCGCCAGCUACUCCCUGGCCUUCCUGGAGGUCUACGCCCGACGCCUCCGCCGGAAAGUAGCUUCAUCCUUCUUCCAGCAGCAGGAGGAGAAACGCAUCGAUUUCCUCAUCGAGAAAAUCCUGAAAAAGAGAGAGAGUCUGAAACGUGAGGAAGAAGAGAAGAAGAUGGAGGGAAGUGAAGUGAUAGAACCUGUAGAUCAGCCUGAACCUGAAUUAUAUAAGUUUUAUAAACUGCAAGAGACCAGUGGUGUAUAACCCCAGAUGAAAACCCAAAAAUCAGUGUCUCAGAAAAUUACAAUAUUACAUAAGACCAAUUGAUACUUUUGGCAGUGUGUCCUGCUGGAAAAUGAAAUAUAAUUACAGCUGAAGAGACCACUUCAGUUUCUGAAUCAGUUUCUCUGAUUUUGCUAUUUCUUUACUUGAAAUUUCUCCCAAAUUCCAAAUAAAAAUAUUAUAGUCAUUUAGAGCAUUUAUUUACAGAAAAUGGGAAAUUACUGAAAUAACAAAAAAAAGAUGCAGAGCUUUCAGACCUCAAAUAAUGCAAAGAAAACAACAAGUUCAUAUUCAUAAAGUUUUAAGAGUUCAGAAAUCAAUACUUGGUGGAAUAAUCCUGUUAUUUAUAAUCAGAGUUUUCAUGCAUCUUGGCAUCAUGUUCUCCUCCACCAGUCUUACACACUGCUUUUGGAUAACUUAAUGCCACUCAUUCUGCAAAAAUGAACUUUUUAAAAUUUUUUGUUCAUUAAGAGCUCAUAGGGCAAAAAUAAAGGAAGAAAAGUGAAAAAUAAAGGUCUUAAAACCUUUAACCACUAGUGUAUAAUUCUAUUUAAUUCAGAAACGACAAUGUGGGCAGUGGGCCAAGUCCUGCUGGAAAAUGAAAUCUGCAUCUUUAUAACUUCAUAAAAAAUAUAUAUUUUUGGUGGAAUAACCCUGGUUUUUAAUCACAGUUUUUUUCAUGCAUCUUGGCAUCAUGUUCUCCUCCACCAGUCUUACACACUGCUUUUAGAUAAUUGUAUGCCGCUCCUGGUGCAAAAAUUUAAUAUUUUUGUACAAGAUAUUUUUAUUGUACAAGAUUUCUGCAGCACUGUAGCAGAAGGUGUGAUGUCACUGAACGUGAACAUGAUGUCAGUAGACACAUAAAGUCUACAGUGUGACAUCACAUAGUGGACUGACCUGUUGUUAAAAAUUGAUUGUCUAAUACAAUCCUUAUUGUCUUUAUGUCUUAUUGUCUAUCUUGGGACAGGUAUUUUUGGGUUUUGUUGUUUUGUUGUUUUGUGUCCCAUGACUUUUGUCAUGUGCUCACUGUGGAUGGAGGAAUGUUAAAUACUCCUCACAACGUAUACAGGUGUGGGUGUUCCCAAGCCGUUUUUUGAGGUAGCACCUUGUGAUCAGUUUACAUACAGGUGUCCCAUGACUUUUGGCAUGUCAAUGAAAUGCGUGAAAUGCUCCAGUAGAAGAAGCUAAUGUAUGAAUAGAGUUUUAUUAUAGUGAGAAUUAAGACGAUAUUGUGUAUUAUUAUAACUGUAGAUUUAUGUAAUAUCAUGUGUUUUUCAGGAUUUUUUCACAAUAUUAUAUUAUAUAUUAUUAUAUAUAAUUAAUAUCAUGUUUUUCUUCAUGUUUAAAAAAGUGUGCAGAGCUCAGAUGAUGAUUAGCGUCAUCGUGAUCCAGUGAAUAAAAGAUCUGGGACUCAAUGAACUGAACAUCUCGGUCACGUUUCACACAAUAAAACGAAGAAGAUGAUUACAGGACAUUAAUCAAAACAGCACAAUCACAAAACAGCAUGAUGCUCAUCUCAGUUCUGUUGAUUACUGAGUUUAUUAGGGAAAGAUCUCUGAUUAUCAGCCUGAUCUGUAAUAAAAAAAAACUAUGAUUAUACCUUUUUUUGA
Messenger RNA from Astyanax mexicanus (Mexican tetra), 3167 nucleotides. RefSeq names its product osteoclast stimulatory transmembrane protein (gene ocstamp). The transcript has 3 exons. Gene Ontology annotation, cellular component: membrane. The record is from RefSeq and is a predicted model, not a curated record. Bases 76 to 1539 code for a protein of 487 amino acids. NCBI's taxonomy places the organism in Eukaryota, Metazoa, Chordata, Actinopteri, Characiformes, Acestrorhamphidae.